CAUCACUGCCCAGUCACGCAGUCACCGAACCGCUGCGUGUGACUGACCGUGUUUUCGUGGCCCACCACCAUGUCCAAACUCAUUUCCAACUCUGCCCACGGCCCAGGGACCACUAGCCUUGCAUUCUCAAAAGAUGGAUCACACGCUUUCACAGGUGGCCAAGAUUGUAUAGUAAGACUAUGGAGAAUGGACGAAGGCGCCGAGCAGGAGCCAGAAACGGCUCCUGAUGCUGAUUUACCGAUCACCUGCAUUACAGCUUGUGCGGACUGCUGGCUUUCAGGGAGUGAAGACGCACAAGUUCGGCGGUACCUCAAGAAUAGCAACGAAUGCGAUGGUUAUGCUGCUUCUGUCAACGGAGUACCAGUACGAUGCUUGGCGAUUGAUUCCAAGGGAAGAAGACUUGCUGUUGGUUCCGACGAAUUAUCUGUGAAGGUUAUAGACAUGGAAGAUCCCGCCAAAGUCAACAGUUUAGAAGGCCACCAGAGCGGGGUGCGACGAGUAACCUGGCACCCUACGCUACCUGUAUUGGCGACUUGCGGGUGUGAUGGUAAAAUUAUCAUAUGGGAUAUGUCAGAAGAGGAGCCCAAGAUUGAGAAGCAGAUAGAUAGUAUCAUUCCUACUGUCAGAGACACAGAGUCCUCUGACUUUUUCCAUGAUUGUUCUGCAAUUUGGCAUACAUCCGGUGAAUAUUUUUUCAUCGUCUCACGCAUUCAUGACGUAGUUGCCAUCUCACGUUCCGAAGGAACGAAGAUGUCGACAUUCGCUGACAAUGACGUUACCGGUACGACUACUGCUAUAGCCAUGUCAGUUAACGGCGCCUACCUUGCUUCGGCAACAACUUCGGCAGUAUGUGUUUGGUCCACCACAACGCGACGUAUAGUGGCGAAACAACCAACAAACUCAACUGCUAUUAUUACUCAACUUGCUUUCUCGCCGAAGCAAAAUAUCAUUGCCUGGACAGACUCAAGCGGUCAACUCAUUCGCUGGAUCGAUGCUAUCCCGUCGCUGUUUCCCGAUCCCAUAAAGCCGAUUAUCUCUACUAAGGGUGCCACGACGCAUCAGGUUGAACAGCCUACGACGUCCUUAUUCGAUGAAGAUAGUCGAAUAGAUGACGCCCUAGACACUGGUGAUUUUGUUCUUAGUGACGAUGGCGAAGCUGACGACGUGACGCGUUGGAAUGACCCCAGCGAUUCGAAGCACAUGCAAGACACCAAAGAACCUUUCAAAAACAAAGGCUAUAUGGUUAAGGAAAUGGUGAGUAUUACGGAGGCCCAACCGCCUUUCCAAUCAGGUUCAACACCAAUGGACAACAAGAAAAGAUAUCUAGCCUAUAACACGAUCGGAGUCAUUGAAGUCACUGACCAGGAUAUUCACAAUAUUGUCAACAUUGAAUUUUUCGACCGCUCAACAAGACGGGGCCAGCAUUUUACCGACAGUCUCAAAUAUGAUCUUGGCUGCCUCGGUGAACGAGGAGCCCUGUUUGCUUGCCAGCCUGAAGAUAACCACACAGCCAAAGUGACAUUCAGGCCGUAUGGAUCAUGGUCCUCUCAAAGUGAUUGGUCCUAUGAUUUGAAAGGUCAAACCCGCGUUCUCGGUAUCGCCGUUGGCGGUAUCCCACCAUCCACCAGUCUUCGUCAAGGUUCCGAAGAAGAUCUGAAUGGCCUUGGAAACGUCGUUGUAGCUACUAGUCAAGGGGACUUAACAUUCCUGAGUGGUACUGGGAGGGAGCGGCGAAUCAUUGGUCUAGGCGCUGAUUUUGUGUCGAUGGUUGCCGGGACAGAAUGGGUGUUCGUCGUUCAUCGCGCUGGCGCAGCAACAAUUGAUGGGUCUCAAAAUCUGUCUUAUAAACUCAUCAACUUUGAUGACUUCAGUGUUCGACAGCGGGACGUUCUUCCCAUCCCAAAGAACCAUACACUCAAGUGGAUUGGAAUCACCGACCAAGGGGCACCUGCUGUUUAUGAUUCAUCAGGACAGGUACAUAUACUUACGAAAUAUCGAAUCCCGCAUCACGGCUCCUGGGUCCGUGUAAUGGACACGAAUCUUCUCGAAAGGAGAGAAGGAAAGGACGAAUCCUACUGGCCUGUUGGGAUUACAGGAAGCACGUUCAUGUGCUUGAUCCUUAAGGGAAGACAAGGGUAUCCCGGCUUUCCUAGGCCGCUGAUUCAAGAGCUCCCUAUGCGGAUGCCAUUCCGGAAUGAUAAUGCUCUUGAAGAACAAGUCGAACGCGAGUUAUUUUUCCGCGAUAUGGCUGUCGACAUUCUCGACGAGGAGCUUACUACCGAAGAUAUCAUCGCAAAGGAGCGGGCCAUGGAUAAGGAAUUCCUUCAGCUCAUUCAAAGCGCCUGCAAAGCGGAUAACAUUCCCAGGGCGAUCGAACUAACGAAGUUACUUCAUCACGUUCACUCCUUUGACUUGGUUGUCAAGAUUGCAGAUUUCUACCAUAUGGUCGGGUUUAAAGAGAAGGUCCUACGACUGAAGCGGAUACAUGAAGACAGCGAAGACCGCCUAGCGCUUGCUCGUGAGAAACGACGACGGUGGAAUAAAGCCGAUCCUCCCCCCCGGCGCUUAGUUGAUACUGAGGAGCCGUUCUCUGACCGGCCUAAAGCGUUCCAAGACUUUGGACCACCACCUUCAAUACACAGACCCGGACUUUCCCGAGCUACUCCUGCCGUUGAAAAGACGCGAUAUUCGUCUGUAGCUCCGGUAUCCACCCCAAAAUCAUGGGAGGAAACCACUGCUUCCGAAGAAGAUAUCACUCCGGAUGGCAAACGAAAACGCAAUCCUUUAGGAGAGUCACCCAGUGACCUGAUGCCGCCUCCGAAGCAAAAAUCAAAUCCAUUUGCUCGCAAAACUGCGCAAGAAAAUGGCCGGAAUCCUUUCGCGAGAAAAACUGACACGAACAAAGUCAUACAGAAGAGUGAGAGCUUUUUCGAUAAAGUUGAUGCUGCUGAGGCGGAUCCUGGGAAGAAACGACCCGCGCCGAAGACGCAAGGGAAAGACAAGAAGGAGGGUUCUCGCCAAACAACCUUGUUUGGUCUUAUGCCUGGCGUCAAAACAGGUGAAAAGAAGGCUCGUCCUAGAAAGAAGUCGGGCGAUGAGAUACCAACCUCCCAAGCGACUGAUGUUUCUAUGUCAGACGCCAUACCAGAGUCGGAGGCAACACUUGUAGAUCCAGACCAGGUGCAAGACCUACCCGAUGACGGACAGGAGACGCAAGUAGAAACCCAACUGGUGGAAGAGAUGCAAAGUAUAGAUUGAACGAACGACUCAUAUGGAAGAUGUAAUAUAUGGUUCCUAAUCUCUCAGCACUUGUAGAACACUCAAUUGAUCUAAUUUAUCCACCCGAACACUAGCAGGUCGUGUGUGUCGUAAACAUCCGAAGUAUAAAACAGAAACUGA
Messenger RNA from Desarmillaria tabescens, 3399 nucleotides. RefSeq lists its product as uncharacterized. The transcript is spliced from 17 exons. Gene Ontology annotation, biological process: DNA repair; mitotic cell cycle; DNA-templated DNA replication. Gene Ontology annotation, cellular component: nuclear replication fork. The record is from RefSeq and is a predicted model, not a curated record. Bases 70 to 3258 code for a protein of 1062 amino acids. Lineage: Eukaryota; Fungi; Basidiomycota; Agaricomycetes; Agaricales; Physalacriaceae. Gene Ontology annotation, molecular function: protein binding; chromatin binding.